Messenger RNA from Aspergillus steynii IBT 23096, 455 nucleotides. RefSeq lists its product as uncharacterized. The transcript has 3 exons. The record is from RefSeq and is a predicted model, not a curated record. NCBI's taxonomy places the organism in Eukaryota, Fungi, Ascomycota, Eurotiomycetes, Eurotiales, Aspergillaceae. The coding region runs from base 60 to 341 and encodes 93 amino acids.
UACGAAUUCUACACAAUUUCCAGGGUUAGAAUCAGAAGUUACCAAGCUACAUCUGCAAAAUGGAUCUCGCUCAGAAGCACGGCCACCUUAAGACCGAGUCUCGGAACCCCUUGGAGUCGCAGCAGCCACAUGUGGACAAUCAAAGCGAGGUGAAUAACCUCCUAGGAAGCUUCGGCCACCCCCAGAACGACCACCCCGAUCGGAGAUCUAGCGGCGCCGGCAACAUGGGAAACCUGGUACAGAAGGCGCGAGAGAUGACUGGACGUAACUCUGGCGAUAUCUCCGACCGAAAGAAUUCGCAAUCUGAGGCGGGAUUUGAUGGUGUUCGAGAACAGCGAUGAUUUUCUGGGUUUUGGCUGAAGUAUAUCUAUUCAAAGUCAUGGUGGGAGAUUUGAUGUGUUUAUAUAUAUGAUGAGUUAUAGAUACCAUGUUCGGAUAUGCACAUAUAGUUGGUG